GCUAUAUAUACACUUUGGUGUAUGUAUCUAUGUAUAUGUAUAACUGUGCAUGUGGUUAUAUAUCCGUUAAAUAUCCAAACAUGGCUGGGUAUAUAAAAGACGACGACGUUGCGCUGAAUUCGCUCAUAAAGAUCGCGCAAACUGCAGACUGAGAAAGUAAAAUACGAAAUGGGUGUCCGUGUCUUCAACUGUUGUGCCGUUUUAUUAGCGGUAUUUUACGUGUGCUUCGGCGCCAUUAACGCCGCCACCAUAAAUGGUGGUCCUCGCAGCGCAAUCGCAGCUGCCUUGACGCCAGCCAACGUAAAUGUGCACGCGCUGCGCAUGGCGCGACAAGCUUACUCUGAUGAAGAUGACUCUGAGGAGGAAGAUGAUGUGCAGGCACAAAAUUUCGCACAACAGCAGCAACAAAAAAUACCUGAUGAUUCGCAAGAAGACAGCGAUGAGGAUGAUGCCGACGAUGAUGGUGACGAUGAUAGCAGACGUCGGCGUCGUCGCGACACACAGACCGUAGAGGCUGUGCAAUCAGAGUCACCAAUGCAGGAGGAAACCGUAGCAGUACCGGAACCUUUGCCAGCGCCGGCCACAAACGGACCGACCGAUACACUCGACAAGGAACCCGAACACAGCGUUGAGGCUAAUGCACCUCCCGUGGCGACUGCGCCCAAUGCGCCCAAUGCGCCCUCACGCAACACUUCUGUACUCAUACUCAUACGCGAUGCGCUGAAAAAAGUCACCACAUUGCCCACCGAGCAAGUGGCCACCAAUGCGCUGCAGUACUUCCAGCUCUUCGAGCAUUUCAUACAACAGACCAUCGAAAAUGUAAUUGGCGAUGAUGAUGAUGAUGAGGAUGAGACAGCUGGUGUUGCGGCAACUACUAUCAAGCCGAAUGGUAUUUUCACGCCUGAGGAAGAAGAGAUUAUUGCCGGUGUUGAGGAGAUUCUAAAGGGGCCCGAAUUGGUCAACAAGCAACCAACACAGGAACCAAAACCAGCGGAUACACCAGUGGAAGUUGAAAACGUAAUGGGUGAAACGAAACCAGUUCCAAUUCCGGACUUGUUAAUGGAAGAAAAACCAGCAACGGCUGCGGUACAAGCUGCGAGCGCGGCUUAAUUGGCGCCGUUUAAUUGGUAUUCUAUAAAGAUGUAGUUGUAUGUAUUUAUUUAUUUAUUGCAUAGUUGUUUAGGAAAAUAAUAAAGAAGUUGUUCAUCAAA
Messenger RNA from Bactrocera oleae (olive fruit fly), 1211 nucleotides. RefSeq lists its product as uncharacterized. The record is from RefSeq and is a predicted model, not a curated record. Lineage: Eukaryota; Metazoa; Arthropoda; Insecta; Diptera; Tephritidae.